AUGUGUGCCAACUCUGACUCAAAGUCUAAUGGGAGUGCAGGGAAAUCCGAAGAUGGCCCAGAACUGGAAGAAAAUCUCCCAUCUUCUUCUAGGGUCAGACCUAUGAAGAGACAGCGGUGUACAAAAGUUGACAGAACAGAUGCGGCUGAGUUAGUUGCACUUGAAUCGGAACAUUUGAGUAAUGGUAAGAUUGAUGCCAAAACCAGCAGUGGAAACAAUUCUUUAAAACUUGCCGGGUCCACCAAGAUGGGCACCAUCAAAGAGACAAAUGCCACAACCAGCGGUGGAAACAAUUCCUUAAAACUUGCUGGGUCCACCAAGAUGGCCACCAUCAAAGAGACAGAUGAACUUGCUUCACAUUAUUUAGCUGUAGGUUCCAAUGUUGAGGUCCUCUCUCAAGACAGUGGAAUUAGAGGAUGUUGGUUUAGAGCUUCAGUUAUCAAAAAGAGCAAAGAUAAAGUGAAGGUGCAAUAUUUCGACCUUCUGGAUGCUGAGGAUGAAGCUAUGAGGCUUGAGGAAUGGAUUUUAGCUUCUAGAAUUGUGGUACCUGAUGAUCUGGGUCUCCGACUACCUGAGAGGACCAAGAUCCGACCACAGACAAACAAACGUGGAAUGUCAUUUGUGGCUGAUGUUGGUUACAUUGUUGAUGCCUGGUGGCAUGAUGGAUGGUGGGAAGGCAUUGUGAUUCAAAAAGAGCUUGAUGCCAGAUAUCAUGCCAAAUAUCACGUUUAUUUCCCAGGUGAAAAGGCGGUCUCCAUUUUUGGUCCUAGUUACUUACGGCAUUCUCGAGAUUGGACAGGGAAAGGGUGGGUGAAAUUAAGGGAAAGGCCAGAUAUUGUUGCUUCUAAAUUAUCAUUAUCAAACUUGAAAACAAAACAAAAUUUAUCCAAAUCUGAUUACGAAAAAUCAAAUGCAGCACCUUUGGGGGAUCAAUCUAAGCAGACUAAUAUUCACUCAGGUUUUUCUGAAAGGGAUAUACUUAUUAGAAAGCCCGAGGUUGUUCCAGAUCUUUUGAAGGAUGUUUUAUUAUCCCAGUUAAGGUGGAAGUCAUCCCGAAAAAGAAAUCAAGGUGGUACCUCUCAACAGAAGGAAAAGUAUAGUGAUAGACACAGGAAAUUGUCCCCAUCGAUUCUAGAGUCGGAUGAUUCAGAUAGUUUUGCGAUUUCAGCUUCAUUGAAAGUUGACCAAGAUGACUACAAAUACCAGGGAGAUCCUUCCAUUUUCAGCUCCUCAGUCGUCCCAUCGUUAACCAACAUGGUUAUGUGUAGGUGA
Molecule: messenger RNA, 1272 nt
Organism: Vicia faba (fava bean)
Lineage: Eukaryota; Viridiplantae; Streptophyta; Magnoliopsida; Fabales; Fabaceae
Source: the annotation of a GenBank genome assembly